Bursaphelenchus xylophilus (pine wood nematode) is the source of this 551-nucleotide messenger RNA. NCBI's taxonomy places the organism in Eukaryota, Metazoa, Nematoda, Chromadorea, Rhabditida, Aphelenchoididae. The record is from the annotation of a GenBank genome assembly.
AUGUCUUAUGACUUGGACGCCGCUGAGAAGGCCGCAUACGCUCCAUUCUUCGGAUACAUUGGAGCUGCUUCUGCCCAGAUCUUCACUGUGUUUGGAGCUGCUUAUGGAACCGCUAAAUCUGCGGUGGGCAUUUGCUCGAUGGGAGUGAUGAGACCCGAAUUGAUCAUGAAAUCAGUCAUCCCCGUCAUUAUGGCUGGUAUCAUCGGUAUUUACGGGUUGGUGGUGGCCAUGGUUCUCAAGGGAAAAGUGGUCCCCGCUUCUCAAGGAUACACUCUUGCACAAGGCUUUGCUCAUUUGGCUGCUGGUUUGACUUGUGGAUUGUGUGGAUUGGGAGCUGGCUAUGCUAUUGGAAUUGUUGGAGAUGCUGGUGUCAGAGGCACAGCACAACAACCACGUCUUUUUGUUGGAAUGAUCUUGAUUCUCAUUUUCUCUGAGGUGAGUUUGGUCAAUUUAAAGGUUUCUCUUUCGGUUCCGGGUCUAAAUAAUACUUCAACUUACAGGUCUUGGGACUGUAUGGCAUGAUUGUCGCUCUUAUUCUGGGUACCGCCUAA